AUUCUUAUAUCGACGUGAAUUUCUUUCUGAAAUUGAAUUAUACACAGUGAAAAUAAAAAUGAAAUUGAUAAAUCUGAUAUUUCUAAUAUACAUAAUACUAAUCUCAAUUCAAAAUUUCCAUACUCAAUCGCUUCUUCGAGAAAACCAAAACAAUGCGUCAUUACAAGUUAGCUCUAUGAGUUCAAGCAAAAAUAGGAAUGGAAUAACUUUUAGUAAUGAAGCAGAUGAAAGGCGAAAAGAAGAUGUAGGUGUAGAAACAUCUUCAAUGUUUGGCAGAUCUAGAUCUCGAUACAAACACAAAAAUAGAAAACAUAUUAUAGCUAAAGGCAGAUUUCAUUCACGUGGAAUCGGUAGAUACGGUAUAGCGUCUUCGGAAUAUACACAUUAUCGAAUUGAAGGCAAGUUCGAUAGAUAUGGUCGAAAGAGACCUACAAAAUCAAAAUUCAGAACUCAUGGAAAAGAAAAGAAAUAUUCUAAGAAGAUAGUUGAUAAUCGAUUUGAUAUUAAAGGUGGUUUGAUUCAAGAACGUAAAUACAGACAUUCUGGUGAUUAUCAAGCGAAUGGUAGCCAUCUCUUAAUAGAUGUUGGAACUAAAUCAGAGUCUGGUACUGGCAGUAUUAUGAAAACAGGAAUGGAAAAAAGUAUGGAUAGAAGUCGAAAUGCAUCAUUUGACACUAGUCUCACCACUCAAGAAAAGCAUGACUUGGGUCCACGACCACUUAGUUUUCCAAAAUAGUGAAAACAUAGUUUACUUUCUGAUUUCGACGACUGUACUAUCAUAUUCCAUGUUGCUUACCAUUUGAAAUAAUUCUGUCUAGCUCAAUCUCAUCUUCACAUAUGCUAUUAGCAAAUCAUAAAAACCUACCAGUUAUACAUUUGUCAGAAAUGUCACAGAUUAAUUUCUUGUUAUUUCUUAAUCAUUCUCAAAUGUCAGUUGUUACUGUUUGUUUUUAAUAAUAAAUAUAGAUACAAUGAAUUUUUGUUAGAAAAUAAAUUAUUCAAUAAAUAAUAAAUAAUUAAAUUACAGUCGUCGAAUUAAUGAUGGUAAGAAUAUAUGUCGUUCGAUCUGAAAAUACUGUUUAAACAUUUCUUUGCUUUGCUAAUACAACAGUCGAUAUUGAAACAAAUUUUAAGUGUACGUGCUAAUUGAUUGUUCUGAUAAUCAGUGAAUUGCUAUUAUGUGAAUUUAAAAAUUCUGUUUUUAUUAUACUGUACAAUAUUGAUAGAAAUUUUAAAAAUACAGAUGAAUACAUUA
Messenger RNA from Schistosoma turkestanicum, 1255 nucleotides. NCBI's taxonomy places the organism in Eukaryota, Metazoa, Platyhelminthes, Trematoda, Strigeidida, Schistosomatidae. The record is from the annotation of a GenBank genome assembly.